GACUCCAUAGGCAUCUAUAAAAUCCAGUUAAUAUUAUCCAAUUUUUUCUGAUUCAAAUCCGUUAAUAACACACUCCAGAGAGAGUCAAAUAGUUAAGCUUCAAUAUCUUUCCCUCCAUUCCAUUCCAUUCCAUUCCAUUCACGCUUCCAAGCAUGGAUGCAGCUGCUCCGUACAAUCCUCGUACGGUCGAAGAAGUCUUUAGGGAUUUCAAGGGUCGCAGAGUUGCUUUGAUUAAAGCCCUCACUACUGAUGUAGAAGAGUUCUAUCAACAGUGUGAUCCCGAGAAAGAAAAUCUUUGCCUCUAUGGAUUUCCUAGUGAGCAGUGGGAGGUCAAUCUGCCAGCUGAGGAGGUGCCCCCAGAGCUUCCAGAGCCAGCAUUGGGCAUUAACUUCGCCAGAGAUGGGAUGCAAGAAAAGGACUGGCUGUCUUUGGUCGCUGUACACAGUGAUGCUUGGUUACUUGCUGUGGCUUUUUAUUUUGGUGCUAGGUUUGGAUUUGAUAAGGCUGAUAGGAAGCGACUAUUUAAUAUGAUAAAUGAUCUUCCAACAAUAUUUGAGGUUGUUACAGGGAUGGCCAAGAAACAAGGAAAGGAAAAGUCAUCAGUUUCAAAUCAUAGCAGUAACAAAUCAAAAUCAAACUCUAAGCGAGGUUCCGAAACAAAGUAUUCAAAAUCAAUGCAAUCAAAGGAAGAGGAUGAGGAGGAUCUAGGAUUGGAAGAGGAAGACGAGGAGGAACAUGGAGAGACUUUGUGUGGGGCAUGUGGAGAGAGCUAUGCUGCUGAUGAGUUCUGGAUUUGCUGUGACAUUUGUGAGAAAUGGUUCCAUGGAAAGUGUGUUAAGAUUACUCCUGCAAGGGCAGAGCAUAUCAAGCAAUACAAAUGUCCAUCUUGCAGCAACAAGAGAGCUCGACCUUGACAAUGGCUAGGAGCGCCUAGGAGGGUGGCUAUAAUCUUGGCAAUUUUAUGACUACUAAUUUGUUUAGUAGGUCAGGUUUAUUAGUCUUGCUGUCAACUUCAGGUAUAUUGUUUCAAAUGUUACAUUAGAUUUAUUUGCUGCUGUUGAAUUAUCUAGUUAGGGUCUUUAUUUCAUCAGUGGACUUAAAUAUUGAUCUGUUGUGCUUCCUUAAAUUUAGUGUAGCUGUAGCUGUAACUGUACUGUGUGUCAAUAUCUUAGUGAAGUUCAUAUUAUCCAUCG
Abrus precatorius (Indian licorice) is the source of this 1193-nucleotide messenger RNA. RefSeq names its product PHD finger protein ALFIN-LIKE 4-like. The record is from RefSeq and is a predicted model, not a curated record. Lineage: Eukaryota; Viridiplantae; Streptophyta; Magnoliopsida; Fabales; Fabaceae. Gene Ontology annotation, cellular component: nucleus. Gene Ontology annotation, molecular function: transcription cis-regulatory region binding; histone binding; transcription coregulator activity. Bases 153 to 914 code for a protein of 253 amino acids. Gene Ontology annotation, biological process: regulation of DNA-templated transcription. The transcript is spliced from 5 exons.